Echinococcus granulosus is the source of this 1053-nucleotide messenger RNA. RefSeq names its product Glycerophosphodiester phosphodiesterase domain-containing protein. Gene Ontology annotation, biological process: glycerophospholipid catabolic process. Gene Ontology annotation, molecular function: phosphoric diester hydrolase activity; phosphatidylcholine lysophospholipase A1 activity. Bases 1 to 1053 code for a protein of 350 amino acids. The record is from RefSeq and is a predicted model, not a curated record. Gene Ontology annotation, cellular component: endoplasmic reticulum membrane. The transcript has 8 exons. Lineage: Eukaryota; Metazoa; Platyhelminthes; Cestoda; Cyclophyllidea; Taeniidae.
AUGGAUGUGAUGUUGGUUGAGGUUUUGGUGGCGCUUUUGUGUGUAUAUUGGACCCUCUCCCUCAUUCUACUGCGUUGGCCCACUCUGCUGCACAAGAAAAAGACCACGGCGAUAUCCGCGACCGUUGUGUGUCAUCGUGGUGGAUCUGGGGAGUUCAUUGAAAACACUCUCCAUGCCUUUAGUAGUUCCGUCAAACUCGGUUGCGACAUGCUUGAAAUCGACUGUCAGCUGACCAAAGAUGAGGAGGUGGUGGUGAGUCACGACAACGAUCUUACUCGCGCUACCGGUGUUAGCAAAUGUAUCAGUGAUCUAGCUUUCAACGAGUUGCCUCAGUACUCCGACCAAUUGGCUGUCACCUUCGGAUUCGGUCGAGAAUGCAAGGCGGAGGAGGGUGUUUCACGCCAGAUCCCCCUUCUCCGAACUGUUUUUGAGCAAUUUCCUCACACACCAAUCAAUAUUGACGUAAAGACGGACAAUCCGGUGCUGAUCAAGAAGAUCUCAGCCCUUACCGAGGAGUUCAAUCGUGUCGAUAUUACAGUAUGGGGCAGUUUCUCCGAUGCCGUGAAUCGGAAGUGUCAAAUGGAGAACCCGCGAAUUGCCACUUUUGUACCGAUUAAACAAACUCUCAAGAUUGUCUUUGCUUAUUACCUAGGUCUACUGCCUUUCUUGUCCCUCUCGGAUGGAUUUUUUGAAGUCCCAUUAGUGCAAAAUUUUGGCCGAAUGCCCAAUGUGGUUGAAUACAUCAAAGCGCGAGCUGCUAGAAUCCCAGCCUUCUUGAAAUGUGGCUUCACCGACGAUGAUUUACUUCGGUGGAUUAUACAAUUAGCCGAUUUUUUGCUGAUGUCGGAAAAGUUGGUUAAUCACCUCAGGGCCCGCGGCAUUCAGGUGUUCUAUUGGGUGUGUAACACGGAAAAGGACUACGAUAAGGCCUUCUCAAUGGGACGCGUCGCUGUGGUGACGGAUUAUCCUAGUCAACUAAUGCAUUACCUUGGGCAGCAUCCAGAGAUCCAACGGGGUACAUUCUCUUCGAAGGCUCUGCCUAGUGAUACCUAA